This is a messenger RNA of Poecilia latipinna (sailfin molly), 3370 nucleotides long. RefSeq names its product F-box protein 11b (gene fbxo11b). The record is from RefSeq and is a predicted model, not a curated record. The transcript is spliced from 22 exons. Lineage: Eukaryota; Metazoa; Chordata; Actinopteri; Cyprinodontiformes; Poeciliidae. Gene Ontology annotation, biological process: regulation of apoptotic process; ubiquitin-dependent protein catabolic process. Gene Ontology annotation, molecular function: protein binding; zinc ion binding. Bases 253 to 2940 code for a protein of 895 amino acids.
GUGAGUUAAUGGCUCCUCCUGCUACGGAGAGAGACGGAGCUGGCACAGAGCAGUGAAACGGGGGUUAGCUGAAAUACCACGGAGCGGGGUGAAAAAACAGCAAUUACACCCCAAAAACAGGGAGGUUUAGGUCGCUAUUGGAGGGGAUAUUUGGGGGAAAGGUCGUCUGGGUGGCUGUUCCAGUCGAGGGGCAAUAUUUUAUCAGUGGGCAGUCGAGGAUAGCGGCGUAUUUUUCGACAACCAACUCCCCAGAUGAACUCCCUCAGAGCCACCAACAGGAGACCCAGGCGAGUAUCGAGGCCGCGCCCGGUGCAACCCGAACGAAUCAACGGGGAUAGAGAUGAGGAGGCUCCUGCGGCCGCUGCAGCAGAAAUGGCUAUCGAGGAGUCCGGCCCCGGCGCUCAGAACAGUCCCUACCAGCUUCGACGCAAGACCCUGCUUCCUAAGAGAACCACCGCUGCCUCUGCCACCGCCUCUGCCACCGCCUCUGCCUGCCCCAGCAAGGGCCUGAUGGAGGGAGCUUCCACUUCAUCAACAGAUGCCUUCGGUCAUCGAGCCAAGCGGGCACGAGUGUCCGGUAAGACCCACGACCUUCCAGCAGCCCCAGCAGAGCAGUAUCUGCAGCAGAAGCUUCCAGAUGAGGUGGUUUUGAAGAUUUUUUCCUACUUGCUGGAGCAGGACCUUUGCCAGGCGGCCUGCGUGUGCAAGAGAUUCAGCCAGCUAGCAAACGACCCCAUCCUAUGGAAACGGCUAUACAUGGAGGUUUUUGAGUACACGCGUCCCAUGAUGCAUCCUGAGCCAGGCCGGUUUUACCAGGUCAGCCCUGAGGAGCACGAGCAUCCAAACCCGUGGAAAGACAGCUUUCAGCAACUGUACAAAGGUGCACACGUAAAGCCCGGCUUUGCUGAACAUUUCUACAGUAACCCCGGCCGAUACAAAGGCAGAGAGAAUAUGCUGUAUUACGACACCAUUGAGGACGCUCUCGGCGGUGUUCAAGAAGCCCAUUUUGACGGUCUCAUCUUUGUUCAUUCUGGCAUCUAUACCGAUGAGUGGAUUUAUAUAGAGUCUCCCAUCACCAUGAUUGGUGCAGCACCUGGUAAAGUAGCAGACAAAGUCGUCAUAGAGAAUACUAGAGAUUCAACGUUUGUCUUCAUGGAGGGUUCAGAGGAUGCAUAUGUGGGAUACAUGACCAUUAAGUUUAAUCCAGAUGAUAAAUCGGCGCAGCAUCACAACGCCCACCACUGUCUGGAGAUCACAGUCAACUGCAGCCCCAACAUCGACCACUGCAUCAUCCGCUCCACAUGCACAGUGGGUUCAGCCGUGUGUGUGAGCGGACAGGGCGCCUGUCCAACCAUCAAACACUGCAACAUCAGCGACUGUGAGAACGUGGGUCUGUACAUCACAGACCACGCACAGGGCAUUUAUGAGGACAAUGAAAUCAGCAACAACGCGCUGGCGGGAAUUUGGGUGAAGAACCACGGUAACCCCAUCAUUAGGCGUAACCACAUUCAUCACGGACGAGAUGUAGGAGUGUUCACGUUCGAUCACGGCAUGGGUUACUUUGAGAACUGUAACAUCCAUAGAAAUCGCAUAGCUGGCUUUGAGGUGAAGGCGUACGCCAACCCCACGGUGGUCCGCUGCGAGAUCCACCACGGCCAAACGGGAGGCAUCUACGUCCACGAAAAGGGGCGGGGCCAAUUUAUAGAAAACAAAAUCUAUGCCAAUAACUUCGCUGGUGUUUGGAUCACGUCCAACAGCGACCCGACGAUACGUGGAAAUGCUAUAUUCAACGGUAACCAAGGUGGAGUGUACAUAUUUGGAGACGGCCGUGGGUUAAUAGAAAGUAACGACAUCUAUGGUAACGCCUUGGCUGGGAUUCAGAUCCGAACAAACAGCUGCCCCAUUGUAAGGCACAACAAAAUCCACGAUGGGCAGCAUGGAGGCAUCUACGUGCAUGAGAAAGGCCAGGGAGUGAUUGAGGAGAACGAGGUUUACAGCAACACGCUGGCUGGAGUCUGGGUGACCACAGGGAGCACUCCUGUCCUCCGCAAGAACCGCAUCCACAGCGGCAAACAGGUUGGCGUGUAUUUCUAUGACAAUGGCCACGGCGUGUUGGAAGACAAUGACAUCUACAAUCACAUGUACUCUGGUGUACAGAUAAGGACGGGAAGCAACCCAAAGAUACGGCGCAAUAAGAUCUGGGGAGGGCAGAAUGGAGGGAUUUUGGUCUACAACUCAGGGUUGGGCUUCAUCGAGGACAAUGAAAUCUUUGACAAUGCCAUGGCGGGAGUGUGGAUCAAGACAGACAGCAAUCCUACAUUGCGGAGGAAUAAGAUCCAUGACGGCAGAGAUGGAGGCAUCUGCAUCUUCAACGGAGGCCGAGGUUUGCUAGAAGAGAACGACAUCUUCAGGAACGCGCAGGCCGGCGUGCUCAUCAGCACCAACAGCCAUCCCACGCUCCGCAAGAACCGCAUUUUUGACGGCUUUGCUGCAGGUAUUGAAAUCACUAACCACGCAACGGCAACGUUGGAGGGCAACCAGAUCUUCAACAACCGCUUCGGGGGGCUUUUUCUGGCCUCAGGAGUUAAUGUCACCAUGAAAGAUAAUAAAAUUCAGAAUAAUCAGGAUGCCAUUGAGAAGGCGGUGAGCAGAGGACAGUGUCUCUACAAGAUCUCCAGCUACACCAGUUACCCCAUGCACGACUUCUAUAGGUGUCACACCUGUAAUACAACAGAUAGGAAUGCCAUCUGUGUUAACUGCAUCAAAAAGUGUCACCAAGGACACGACGUAGAGUUUAUACGACACGAUCGGUUUUUCUGCGACUGCGGCGCAGGAACGUUGUCCAACCCGUGUACGCUGGCCGGAGAGCCCACACAUGACACGGACACUCUGUACGACUCGGCGCCGCCCAUCGAGUCCAACACGCUACAACAUAACUGAAGGCGGCGGCUCGAGUUAACGCCCUCAUAUAAGCAAACAAACACAUUGCAUUACACACAGCUACACACACAGUUACACACACACUCACACACACCCAGUUCUAAACGUGCAUCCGCCUGCAGCUAUAAGGACCCAGAGAGACUCUGAGCUCAGCGCUCUCAGUGGAAGAGGCUGCAGAGGAAGCGUCAGCCGCACUCGCUGCAGCGGGUCACUAGAGGGAGCCGUGGAGCUUCCUGAAGCGAUUCUUCGCUGCAGACUGUAAACAAAGAAGACUGGGAAGGGUGGGUCGCUCUGAGGGGCUUUCAAGGUCCACCUGGUGGCACUUAAGGCAUGAAGAUCUCCACACAGCUAAUCCUCUUAUGAACCGCGGUUAAAAAGACUUCCUGCUUCCUUGCAGCUGCCAUCCCCAUUGGAUUAAAAACAAAAAAAA